Molecule: messenger RNA, 1651 nt
Organism: Cataglyphis hispanica
Lineage: Eukaryota; Metazoa; Arthropoda; Insecta; Hymenoptera; Formicidae
Gene: Cdc10
Product: cyclin-dependent kinase 10
Exons: 6
Coding region: 124-1356 (410 amino acids)
Biological process (GO): regulation of mitotic cell cycle; protein phosphorylation
Cellular component (GO): nucleus
Molecular function (GO): ATP binding; cyclin-dependent protein serine/threonine kinase activity
Source: RefSeq, a predicted model, not a curated record
CGAAAAAUCCGGCUCUCAAUAACAACACAGAGUCCGGAGAAAUUUAUUCCUCCAACCUCUAAUCUUCGAUUCACGGCAUAUUAUUGAUAAUUGAUCAGUUUUUCGUAUAGUUUGGUGACUAAAAUGACGAAAGAAGAGAGCUUGGAAAAAAAGUCGGUGGAACGUAAUGAUAGCGAUAAGAAAGCAGCGUCCGAUUCGGGGCCUGAUCCAUCAGCCCCAAUCACGAGGAAAGGAGUAUUAACAUCUUUUCUAACCGGCAAACCUAUGGAAAUACCAGAACAAGACAUUCUUGGUAAAUGCAGGUUUGUUUCUGAGUUUGAAAAAUUGAAUCGUAUUGGAGAAGGUACUUACGGAAUUGUAUAUCGAGCGAGAGAUACAAAAAAUGACAAAGUUGUUGCAUUGAAGAAAGUAAGGAUGGAACAUGAGAAGGAUGGAUUGCCAGUGAGUGGUCUCAGGGAAAUAUCAGUCUUGUUAUCAUGUCGACACGAAAAUAUUGUGCAUCUAAGGGAAGUAGUAGUAGGUAGAAGUUUGGAAAGCAUUUUCCUUGCAAUGGAAUAUUGCGAACAAGAUCUAGCGAGUUUGCUGGACAAUAUGCAGGCACCGUUUUCAGAGAGUCAAGUCAAAUGUAUAGUGUUGCAAGUACUAAAGGGUCUUCGUUACUUGCAUCAUAAUUUUAUUGUUCAUAGAGACUUGAAAGUCUCUAAUCUUCUUAUGACCGAUAAAGGUUGCGUAAAAAUUGCUGAUUUUGGAUUGGCAAGAUGGUUUGGUUUACCAUUAAAACCAAUGACUCCUCGAGUAGUAACAUUAUGGUACAGAGCACCAGAAUUGCUAUUGCAAGCCAAGACACAAACUACUUCUGUUGAUAUGUGGGCAGCUGGAUGCAUAUUGGGAGAGCUAUUGGGACAUAGACCUUUAUUACCAGGUAGAACAGAAAUAGCACAAUUAGAAUUAAUCGUCGACUUAUUGGGUACACCCAGUGAAGCUAUUUGGCCAGAAUUUAACUCGUUACCGGCGCUGCAGAAUUUUACGCUUAAACAACAACCAUAUAACAACUUGAAACAAAGAUUUCCUUGGUUGAGUGCAGCUGGUCUUAGAUUGUUAAACUUCUUAUUUAUGUACGAUCCUAAGAAGAGAGCAACCGCCGAAGAAUGUUUGCAAAGCAGUUAUUUCAAAGAAGCUCCUUUACCUUGCGAUCCAAAACUUAUGCCUACUUUCCCACAACAUAGAAAUAUGAAAAAAGCGGCUGCUCAGAAAGAAAAUCGCGAACAAGAAUCUACCGUUACUGAUCAAACCAAUAAUCUACCAGCAAUUUCAGAUCUUCUUGGAUCGUUAGUUAAGAAAAGACGUGUUGAGUGAAAAAAUUUUCAAAUCAACUUGAUCUCUUGAUUUUUUCUUUGAAAUAUAUAAUAUAUAUUGUCAAUUUUUUUUUAAAUGUAUCCGUAAAUAAAACUGACAUUAUGAUUGAUAAUAUAACAUGUAAACUUAUUGACAAUUAUACCUUUUGCAUAAAACAUUUUUAAUGAUAAUUGAUAACAUUAUGGCAUCUGUUUUAUUUGGAAAAAUAAUUCGUGAACAACAGAUUAAUAAGUUUACUGUUGUAUAUUCGCGCGAAAGAUGCUAAUUCAAUGAAUAAAAUAAAACUUCUAAUAAA